Molecule: messenger RNA, 2649 nt
Organism: Anopheles moucheti
Lineage: Eukaryota; Metazoa; Arthropoda; Insecta; Diptera; Culicidae
Gene: Zasp67
Product: pinin
Exons: 10
Coding region: 87-1922 (611 amino acids)
Biological process (GO): muscle structure development; actin cytoskeleton organization
Cellular component (GO): adherens junction; Z disc; stress fiber
Molecular function (GO): actin binding; muscle alpha-actinin binding
Source: RefSeq, a predicted model, not a curated record
AACGUGGGCUUAUAGAACGAAACAUCUCAAGUGACGAAAGUGUUACAAUUGUGAUUGUUUACUGAAAACCCCAAACAUUCUUCAAAAUGGUGCUGGAUUUAAACUUCUCCCGUUACGAUAACACCACUCCGUUUGGUUUUAAGCUCGUCGGUGGAGCAGACUUCGAUGUCCCUUUGACGGUGGUUAAAAUCUUACCCGGAAGCAUCGCCGAAGAUGCCGGCAUGCACAUCGGUGACGUGGUGGUGCGCAUCAAUGAUAUACCCACGGGUAACAUGUCCUAUUACGAUGCGCACCAGCUGUUGGCCUGCGCCGGCAACCAGUUUGUGCUCGGUAUCUUAAGGGCACGCGAGGUAACGCCGUCCCAACGACUCAUCAAGGAGAAAACGCCAUCGGGCGAGGUGGAGUACAUCAACACCUCGCCGAAGCCGUUUUGGACGCCGAAUGUCGGCAGCCCAUGCCCGCUGGGACAAUCGAAGGAGGAACGCCAGGUUGACGAACAGAUCCCCGAGGUACCGAUCACCGACGAGCAGAUUGCCGAGAUCCUCUCGGGUGAAGCCGAAGUGCUGAAACAACACAACGUGAUCGGCGUGAACUUUAACAAGAUGAUCCCCAAGGCGGGUGUGUUCAAGCAGAGCGAGGUGUUCAAGACGCUCAACAGCGAGCUGGUGCAGAGCGAGGAGGAGGAUAAGAAGUGGACCACCUUCCUGCAGAGGCCUUCGCGACCGCCCCCGAAAACGCCCGAGGAGAGGAAGCUCGAGCGGAAUCCCCCGACCGAGCGCUACCAGGUACGAAUUGUGAAGCAACCGAAACCGAAAAUUGCCCCCGACUACAAGCCACCCAAGUCACCGGAACCCGAACCGGAACCGGAACCGAUACCGAUGUACGACGAGUACCUGAACGAACGCCAGGAGGUGGAGGUGGAAACGAUCAAGACGCUCGUGGAGGAGCCGAUCGAACCGAAGACAGGUGAUGCUGAGGGUAGUACACAGCCCGAGGCAACUAGCCCGAGCGAAGAGGAACCCACGGAGGAGUUCCGCGAACAGUUGCAGAAUGUGCAAAAACAGCUGGAAGCGUUGUCUGCGUUGCCGAACACGAUCCAGGCCACGAUAGCUGCCCUGACCGAACAGCUAGCCGUGCUGGCGGCACCGAAAAGGAAAUCCAAGAGUAUCUCACCCCGACCGGAAGAAGCGGAAGCAAAGGAGGGUGAGGCCACCGAACAGUCGGCACCGGAGGCCAUCGUGCCCGAUGUGUCCGAGACGUUCGAGGUGACCGAGUUUAGCAGGGCGGACAGCAGCGGUGGCGAUCAGUCCUCAUCGAUUGACGAAGGCGAACACAUCCAGUACACAGAGGAAGAGCUCGAGCAGCUAGAGAAAAGGAUGAAGGAACACGACAUUGAGUGGACCAACCAGAACGACAAGGAUUCCGACAGCUCCAGCCAAAACAAUGCCAGCGGCGACAUCCGCACCGCCGUCCAGGACGAGCUGAAACUACAGGUGGUGAAGAAGAAGAAGAAGACCGUCAGUGCGUUCGGGCCGCUGACACCGCAGGAGCGUCCCAUCUUUCUGCCCGGUGGGCGCAAAUGGCGCACGGCAAAGGACGCAUUCAACGAACAGUUCAUCGCGGAAGUGAUCAGCUCGCAGGCGGAACUGAUCCAGGGCACCACGCUUGGCAACUUCUACGAAAGUCCUCAUCUAGGUUACGACGACAGGGUCAACUUCCUCAAGUACCAGAAACCCGAGAAGGACCUCAGCUUCAUCAGGAACAGCGACGUCUACAAGCUGGUACACGACAUGGAUCCCCCGAAGAGUGGCAUCGAGCAGCGCCCGGAGAUGGUAGUAGCCGAAGAAGAUGUGCGAAAGGUAAUGAAAGACGAAACCAUUUUCCAGCCUCGCAAGUCGAAGGUUUUCCUCUAUCAAAAUUGAAACGUUACCAAAACCCCCCCCCAUCCCCAAUUCCCAACCACUCGCGUGCUUUCGGUUUACCUUACGAUGAAUUGGCUAGUGCCCCGUUGUUGGGCUCUGAUUUCGGCAACCGUUACUGACCUUUUUGCAAACAUCUUCUUUGCUACGCACGUCGGUACCGUCUCAAUGAACAACCUUCUGCUCGACGGUUUCAACGCCUUCAUUGAACGCCUUCAUCAACUCAUCGGAUCUCAUCAAUCGCUGCUAAUCGGCUACGUUCCACAAAAUCUUCACCGGUCGCGCUACAGUGUGCAUCACCCUGCUGAAGAAGCCUCCCGAAUGUCCGUUCCUUGCCUUCCGAGUCCCUUUCGAAUCCUUUUCCCAGACAAAAUGAUGUAUUAUUAAGCUUCGCCAGUGUCAUCCGCCCAUGUGCUACGUUUGCUCCCCGGUUGAAACCAUCACCCAAGCCUUUAUUUCGUUGCGACACAUACUGCAGAUAAGGAAAACAAAUCAAACCCUCACCCAUCCAUCGUCCAUCCAGCGACGCAACAUAGGACGGUCCUGUUAUGUUGGUCGACACAUAGAUCGUUUAGAGAGCUUUCAUUUUAAUCUAUAGACUUUUGCUGAUCGAGCACAUCGUUGACUGUUUUCAUUACAUCGCACGAUUGUAUAGAACAUUAUCAAGUAUAUCUAGAGACUGGUAUUUCUAUGUAAAUAAGUACAAUAAAAAUAAAACCCCAUUUACGAU